Camellia sinensis is the source of this 1921-nucleotide messenger RNA. Its product is annotated as transcription factor RF2b. The record is from RefSeq and is a predicted model, not a curated record. NCBI's taxonomy places the organism in Eukaryota, Viridiplantae, Streptophyta, Magnoliopsida, Ericales, Theaceae. Gene Ontology annotation, molecular function: DNA-binding transcription factor activity. Gene Ontology annotation, cellular component: nucleus. Gene Ontology annotation, biological process: regulation of DNA-templated transcription.
AUUUCUUUUGACUCCGUUUUCCCUCUAUCCAAACAAAAUCUCAACGUUGAUGCAUCCCAUUCGUCUCUCUACCAAAACUCCACGAUUGUGAUGUAAAACCGCCCCGCCCCAGUCCUUCCCCUUCUCCCUGCUCGUCUUCUUUCCCUCCCAUCCCCCCCGCGCAGAGCAAGAGGGGGAGCUGCGCGGGGGCACCAAAAACCUCUCUCUCUCUCUCUGAGCCCAUUCAUUUGGGUCGCCGACAAUCUACCAUGUGAUUGCGAUCCUCCAUGGAAAUGCAAGGCCCACCAAGCCCUAACCCCACUUCCAUUUCUCCUCAGCAUGCUUCCAACAACAACCCAUCUCCCACCACACCCUCAUCCCCGUCAAUCCCAGUUUUGUUCGGAAAUUCUGACUCCGAAGAGCCCUCCUUGUUCAAGGGGGUUCACCGGAGGGCUCUCUCAGAUGGGAAUUUUCAGACCACCGGAGACGACGAGGUAGGUCUCUCCGGCGACCCUGUCAACGGGUCGAUUGUAGGGAGUAUGGAUGACGAUGAUCUAUUCUCUGCAUUUUUUGAUCUCCAGAAGUUUGCGAGGAGUGAGGAUGAUGGCGGCGUUAGGGAUUUUAUGGAUCAGGAGGACAGUGGCAGCGGCAGUGGUGGUGGGGUUGUUGAAUCGGAGAAGACGUUAAAGUUUCGGCAUAGGUAUGGGAGUUCGUUGGAGGGGUUGGGUGAUGCUAAUGAGGUGAAGAAGGCUAUACCUCCUGAGAAGUUGGCUGAGAUUUGGGCUGUUGAUCCCAAGCGUGUCAAGAGGAUUUUGGCAAAUAGACAGUCCGCUGCUCGCUCAAAAGAGAGGAAGGCUCGCUACGUAGUAGAACUUGAGCGAAAAGUUCAGUCUCUUCAAUCAGAAGCAACAAAUCUCUCUGCCCAACUCACAAUAUAUCAGAGAGACACAACGGGCCUGAUUACAGAAAAUGCUGAGCUCAAAAUUCGGUUGCAAGCUAUGGAGCAACAGGCUCAUUUGCGUGAUGCUCUAAAUGAAGCAUUGAAGCAAGAAGUCGAGAGGCUCAAGAUUGCCACCGGAGAAAUAAAAACUCCCUCUGAAUCGUAUAGCUUGGGCGGGUGGCGUAUACCAUGCAGCCCAGUGGCUUCCCCAUCAACGAUGCAACAACCCAUGCAAUACAGCCCAUUAGCCUCCCCGUCAACAAUGCAACAACCCAUGCAAUACAGCCCAUUAGCCUCCCCAUCAACCUUGCAAAGCAUGUCUUACACCUCAGUAGCAGCCUCCCCCUCUCCGUCAACCAUGCAACUGCAAAACAUGUCUUACAGCCCAGCGGCCUCCCCAUCUCCAUCGACGACACCGAACCUUUUUCCACUUCCGAAAAAUUCAGUUCCCGUGCUCUCCCAGGUCCCGCAAUUCCAUAAUUCCCGGUCUAGCCUAUCAAGUCGCCGGCUUCGUCCUGGGCAGAAUGAGUCUCUCGCUCGUUUACAGGGGUUCGAUAUGACCAGUAACAGAGGAUCAAAUCUUGUGAAUAUGGAAGGUCCUCCAGUUUCUGGCAGUGACAGUAGCUCCCCAACACAACUGUUGACUCCCUGAUUUGUCAAUGAUAUGGACCUGCAUGGUAUGUUGUCUAUGAACUGUCAAGAAAUUCAACUAGAAAGGCUCAUAAUCGGUUAUCUAAUUCUUUUAUUUCAUUGGUAUCCUAUUGGGAAUUUAUUCUUGAUUGUUUUGUUGAUGGCGUAACCCCAAAAAUGACACAUAUUCACGGAGUCCUUUCCGGUUUUCAACAUGUAAAUUGUUGUCAUAACAUAGAGGUAUGACAGGUCAAUGUUAAUGGAUGCAGAGAUGCUGUGUUUCCAUAAUGCUGAGCCUUGUGUAUCUCAUUAUGGCUAAUUUGUAUAUUUUGCAUUGCCAAAAAUCAAUCACAUGUUAUUUUUGUUUCGUUA